AUGCCUCAUACGAAUGACCUCCAUGUUUUAACACCUUAUAAAGGAAAUUGUUUUAAUCGAUCAUUACUUCUCCCACUACUUGACUCGGAUUUAAAUGGUUGCGGAAUUGUGUUAAGUUCAGAAGGCCUUGGUACACAUAGAAUUGCACCAUCCUCUAUAAUGAGUGGAUUACAAUCAAACACAUUUGAUAAUAUCAUCCUUCUAUGUGAUUCAUAUAAGGUGAGUCACUAUUCUCAAUAUCCUGCUGGAACAGAAGUAAUUUAUUCCUAUUUUGAAACACGUGGUGGAAAAUUUCCAAAUUCUGUAUUUUUUGGAUUACAGUAUAUUUUGAAAAAAAAUUUAGUUGGUCAAGUUGUAACACAUGAAAAAAUUGAUGAAGCUAAAUCAAUUCUCUACAAUCAUUUUGGUAGAGAUAUUUUUAAUGAAGAAGGAUGGAGAUAUAUAGCUAAUCAUCAUAAUGGUUAUUUACCAAUUAUUAUUAAAGCAGUACCUGAAGGUACAUUAGUACCAACUAAAAAUGUAUUAAUGACUGUGGAAAAUACCGAUCCAAAAUGUUAUUGGCUUACUACUUAUCUUGAGACUAUCCUAGUACAAGUUUGGUAUCCAAUGGCUGUAGCGACUAAUUCACGAGCAAUGAAACAAAUUAUUGUUAAAUAUCUACACGAAACUGCAGAUGAUAUUUCCACUGAAUUUAAAUUACACGAUUUUGGAUUUCGAGGCGUCUCUUCAAUUGAGUCUGCUGCAAUUGGUGGCACUGCACAUUUAGUGAAUUUCAGAGGAACUGACAGUUUGGUUGCCUUGUUAUUUGCCAGAAAGUAUUACAAUUGUCCAACAGCAGGAUUUAGUAUACCGGCUACGGAACACAGUGCAAUGACUGUAUGGGGUGAAGAGAAUGAAACUAGUGCUUAUUCGAAUUUAUUCAAUUUAUAUCCUGAUGGUACAUUUGCUUGUGUAUCAGAUAGUUAUGAUAUAUGGAAUGCAUGCAGCAAUAUAUGGGGUGAAGCAUUACGUGAUAAAGUUAUGAAUCGUCAUGGUACAGUUGUUAUUCGACCAGAUUCUGGUGAUCCAGUUGUAAUUAUGCCCAAAGUAUUAGAUAUAUUAGGCAAUAAAUUUGGUUAUAAGAUAAAUUCUAAAGGUUAUAAAAUUUUACCCGCAUGUAUACGAGUUAUACAAGGUGAUGGUGUUUCAUUGGAGUCAUUAGAUCCUAUCUUGAAUAGUAUUAAAACUGCUGGUUGGAGUGCAGAAAAUGUUAGUUUCGGUAGUGGCGGGGCAUUAUUACAACGUUUAAAUCGUGAUACACAAAAAUGUGCUUUUAAAUCAAGUUUCGCCGUAGUCAAUGGUCAUGAGGAUCUACUAAUUCCAGUAUUUAAAAAUGGUAUCCUAUUAAAAGAUUAUACAUUAGAUGAAAUUCGUGAAGAAAUUGCAAAAUAUCCACUUGACGAUUAAAAUUUCCUCUCUCUCUUCUUUUAAUAAUUAAUAAAUGACAAACAUUGAAUUUCCUAUCUCUGUCUCUCUCUAUAUAUACAUAUAUACAUAAAUAUUUUUUUAUCAACG
This is a messenger RNA of Schistosoma turkestanicum, 1554 nucleotides long. The record is from the annotation of a GenBank genome assembly. NCBI's taxonomy places the organism in Eukaryota, Metazoa, Platyhelminthes, Trematoda, Strigeidida, Schistosomatidae.